Molecule: messenger RNA, 4170 nt
Organism: Prinia subflava (tawny-flanked prinia)
Lineage: Eukaryota; Metazoa; Chordata; Aves; Passeriformes; Cisticolidae
Gene: STAM2
Product: signal transducing adaptor molecule 2
Exons: 14
Coding region: 119-1642 (507 amino acids)
Biological process (GO): signal transduction
Cellular component (GO): endocytic vesicle
Molecular function (GO): phosphatidylinositol binding; ubiquitin binding
Source: RefSeq, a predicted model, not a curated record
CGGCUGCGCGGGGCGGUCGGGCGCGGUGGGGCAGCCCCGCGCGGUGAGCGGGCCCAGGCGGCGGCGGCGGCGGCCGGGUGUGAGGUGCGGGGAGCGGCGGCGGCAGCGCGCGGCAGAGAUGCCGCUCUUCGCCCCCAACCCCUUCGAGCAGGACGUGGAGAAAGCUACAAAUGAAUACAACACCAGCGAGGACUGGGGGCUUAUCAUGGAUAUUUGUGACAGAGUUGGAAGCACUCCCAAUGGAGCCAAGGAUUGCCUUAAAGCCAUCAUGAAGAGAAUGAAUCACAAAGUUCCCCACGUGGCUUUGCAAGCUCUCACACUUUUAGGAGCCUGUGUCUCAAACUGUGGGAAGAUUUUCCACCUGGAAGUGUGUUCCCGGGAUUUUGCCACUGAAGCUCGAGCUAUAAUAAACAAGGCUCACCCAAAAGUGUGUGAAAAGCUAAAAUCCCUCAUGGUGGAGUGGUCAGAAGAAUUCCAGAAGGACCCACAGUGUAGUUUAAUAUCUGCAACCAUCAAAUCCCUGAAGGAGGAAGGGGUCACUUUUCCUGCAGCAGCAUCCCAGGCCUCCACCAGUGCUGCUAAGAAUGGCUCCUCAUCCAGUAAAUCCAAGGAAGAUGAGGAUAUAGCUAAAGCUAUCGAGUUGUCCCUGCAAGAGCAGAAGCAGCAGCAAAUGGAGACCAAGGCCUUGUACCCCUCUGCAGAGACCCCACCACACCCCCAGAGCCUGAGGAAGGUGCGAGCUCUGUAUGACUUUGAAGCUGUGGAGGACAAUGAGCUCACCUUUAAAAGUGGAGAGAUUAUUUUUGUUUUGGAUGACAGUGACGCCAAUUGGUGGAAAGGGGAGAACCACAGAGGAGUGGGGCUGUUCCCGUCCAAUUUUGUCACCUCUGACUUGACUGUGGAGCCCGAGGCAGCAGCCGUGGAUAAAAUCUCUGUUCCUGAGGACGCUGCAGAAGAAAUCAAGAAAGCAGAACCUGAGCCAGUUUAUAUUGAUGAGGACAAGAUGGAUAAAACACUGCAGGUGCUUCAGAGCAUAGAUCCCACGGAUUUAAAGCUUGAUUCUCCAGACCUUCUCGACUCAGAAGAUAUCUGCCAGCAGAUGGGUCCAAUGAUAGAUGAAAAACUAGAAGAGAUAGAUAGGAAACAUUCCGAGUUAUCCGAACUGAACGUGAAGGUUCUGGAAGCUCUGGAGCUCUACAACAAACUGAUGAAUGAGAGCCCCAUGUACUCAGCCUACUCCAAACUCCAGCACCCUGCACAAUUCCCACCCACCUCCUCCGGAGUCUCCGUGCAGUCGUAUCCUGUGCAGCCUCCCAGUGGGAAUUACAUGAUCCAGGGCGUGUCCAUGUCCCCGGGAUACGGCCUGGCCCCGGAGCAGGUGGGCCAGGUGAGGUCUCUGCCCCAGGGCAUCAACUCUGCAGCCACUCAGCCACCUCCAGCUGCUUAUCUAAGCCCCGACCCGGCGCUGCCUCAGCCCUUCCCGAGCGUCGCCGGCACCGCCGCCUUCCCCCAGCACCAGAUGGGCAUGGCCGUGGACAUGGCGGCGUUCCAGAGCAACCAAGGACCAGCUUAUCCCGUGGCUCUUCCUGCUCAUUCCCUGCUCCAGCAGCAGACAAAUUUCCAUCAGCAGCCUCUGCUUUAAACGGCCACAGUCGAGGAAUUGCGACCCAGCGAUCCUUGGGAGUCCCUGCCGUGGAUAUCCGAGUCCAUUUUCCUCUCCAAUAACCCAACUCGCUGCAUUGGGGUGAUGCAGAGUAAAAAUAGGCACCAGCUCUGAUGGUUCUUUGCAUUUUUGCAUCCUGAACUAGAUUUAGGGGAUGGUUUAAAAUAAUUCCCUGUUCCUCCGAGUCCCUUUUUUUUUUCUUCUCUUCCCUCCCUGCGCUUUCAGGAAAUGCCACUUGUGAAUCUUUGAAAGAUUGUCCCAAAAUAAUUCUCUUUUCCAUGUGUUUCUGGAAGCUUGAGGAUGCUGAGAUGCUGUUGCUUUGCCUCCUGUGGUGUCUGCUGUAAUCCUUCUGUCCCAGUGGCUUUAGGGAAUCUCUGCAGUUGGGGUCCAUUCCUGAGGGAAACGCCGAGGGAUCCCUGGCUCCAGCUGGAAGAGGAGACUCUGCCACUCAGGACCACAUCCCUGUGGAGACAGGACAAAAAAGGGGUUUAACAGUGCUGCCUCUAUAUUCAGAAAACACAGAGAGUUGCUGUGUUUCUCUUGAGGAAAGCCCAGGUUUUCCUGGCAUUCCCUGGUGUCUUGGCAGAGGUGGCACUGCCAGCACCAGGCUCUGGGGAGGAGCAGGCAGGGGAUGCUCCCCCUGCUUGGGGGCACUCCCUGGAUCCAAGGUGCUGAGCCAGGAACUUGCACAGGACCUCUCUUCACUUUUCCUUUCUGGAUGGAUGUAGAAGGGAAGGAGCUUUGUCAUUCCUUGUGGGAAAGGAGGGGGCUGGAGAAGGUUUGAAGCUGCUGAAGACUGAGGAUCUGUUCCCUUUGCAAGGGGGAGCUGAGUGGAACAGGAAUGGUCUUGAUGGGACUCUCUUGGAUUUCCUCUCUGUGCCACUGCGUGUCUGGAGCCAGAGGAGCUCCUGCACCACUCGGGGAGGGGGAUCUGAGCCCAUCCCCUGUGCUGGGGGUGGGAUUGGGCUCCUCAGCCCAGGGAACCCUGAGCUGUGUCCCUGGAGCAGGGAUUACCUCCAGCUGGGCACAUGUGGCACUUGGUGAGAAAAGAAACCCAAGAAUCUCUUCCCUGAUGCACUUUUUGAAAGGGUGGGGUUUGUCCAAGGGAGCAGAUGAGCUGGAUUAUCCUUUGGGAAAGUGGGAUUUCUUUCUUGUUUCAACUGCUAAAAGAAAAAAUCACUUCAUCCUCCUAUUUACCUUCUCAGUGGAGCAUGGUCACAUUUAUCCUGCUUUUAACCACCUCUGGUGAGUGGUAAUCCUUGGUUUGGGGAAACAGUGGAAGCAAAUUACUGAUAAAACAUCUCAAUUAAAUGCAGGAGGCUCCCUGAUGUCUAAAUAAGCAUUUUUGAUAUCUAAAUUUCAUCCCAGAUUGGAGCUCCCAGGCUGCUGAGUGACAAAACCCACCCUUCACUCACCACCUCCUCCAUUUAUUUUCCCUUCUAUUUAAUUAUUUCCUAUCUUGACCUUAUAUUUGCAGCCUCAUGCUCAUGCAAAAAGUGUUCAGCACCUGCUCUUUAAAUCACUUUUUAUUUAAAUGUGUGCAAUUAGAAGGAGGAUUUUGUCUUUCCUUUGGACAUGACUUUAAUUUGUCUUGAUCCUUCCCCUGGAAGUAGCUCAGUACAAAUGACACACGUGGCAAUAUUGAAGUAUUUUGAUAAUUUGUUCCUUGUGUCUUUUGAGGAAAAGAAUUUCUUUCAAUGCUGCUGUUCCAAAUUCUUAUUGUUUGGAGCUUGUAUUUGUCAGAGUUUGCUUCGUCCCAAGUUGGUUUGGGCUCGAACUAAACCUUGCUCUCGUUGCUAUGGAUUCUCCAUGUUAGGAAAUUUAAAUUGGUGGUUUUGUGGAUUCGGAGCUUUGGGCCAAGAGAAAUCUUCAGCUGAGCCAGGCAGAUGUGAUUUGAUGAUGUUAAUUGUUCAGUAUAAAUAAUGUAUAUACUCAUUUGUCUGAGAUUUUUCUACACAGCUCCACACACGCCUGAACUUUUAUAAAAGGAUUUGUCCUUCUGUCACCUCUUCUACUCCUAACUCCAUGAUAUGCAACUUGUAGAUAGUGUAAAAUAAUUUAAUUAUUAUUAAACCAGUGUAUUUAGAGGGGGUUGGUGUUUCUCUUCAUACUUCUAGACAUGAUCAUAUUUAUUUUUAAGGCCUGAUUGUAACUGAACAUGCUGCCAAAGGAUUUCUCUAACUCCAGAUUUCUACUUUAGGUUUCUACCUGCUGUUUUCUAUCAGGAAUUCAGGGUGGAGAACUCCUGCUUUUUUCAUAUAGACCCUUAACAUAGGAACCUGGGCGACUUUCUAAUGAGACUUUCCUGUGAUCUGUUUGUUUGAUGGGUGUUAAAUAUCACUAUGAGAUCCAUUUCCUUCCGUGUGAGCUGGGGACCUGUUGUGUCUGUUCACUUUGUCACCCCAGAGUGCUCUGAGGGGUUGUGCUCUGUCACCUGAUGUCACCCACGCUUUGUCUCUCCAAUUGGCUCCAGAAAUGAUGUUAAAAAUCAGAUUAUUGAAACCUUC